CGCCUUGCACUAGAUCUAGAAAACAAAAUAAACAAACACAAUACCCCAUGUGCUUUUCACGCUUCUUACUCGUGCACCAUUCUGCUAGCUAACUUCUCUACAACUUAAACCUCACAGGUAAAAUCAAUAAUUGAAACAUGGAGGGAGCUGUUAUUGGAAAUGGAGUCCAUACAACCGAGGGAAAGGGAGUGAGGGUAGCUACCAAUGGGUCAACUGGAUCUGUAUUUGAGAAUGUCAAGUUGUGUCCACCUGAUGCUAUCUUCAAUGUCAAAAAUAAAUACGUGGCAGACAAGUCACCCAAUAAAGUCAACUUGGGUGUUGGUGCCUAUCGUACGGAGAAGGGAGAGCCGUGGGUGCUACCCGUGGUAAGGACCAUUGAGGCCCAGAUGAGUGUGGACUCUGUCCUGAACCACGAGUACCUAGCCAUUGAUGGCCUUAGGGCAUUCACUGAUGCGUCGUCUAGACUCCUCUUAGGAGACUCCUCCCUGGCCAUCACCCAAAACAGGGCGUGUGGAGUACAGGCACUGUCUGGGACUGGUGCCAUUCGACUGGGUCUAACUUUUCUGUUUCAGAACAACUCCUCAAAAACCAUCUACUUAUCUAACCCAACCUGGGGCAACCAUAAUGGUAUAGCGAGUGCUGUAGGCUACACAGAUGUGAGACAGUAUCGCUACUAUAAGAAGGAAACCAAAGGCCUGGACUUUGAGGGCAUGAUCCAAGACAUCAAGGAAGCCCCUGAGGGAGCUGUGUUCAUCCUGCACACAUGUGCACACAACCCUACGGGGGUGGAUCCCAGCACUAGUCAGUGGAAGGAGAUACUCACCGUCAUUAAGGAGAAGAACAUCUUUGUGCUGUUUGACACUGCGUACCAAGGCUUUGCCUCAGGUGAUCCUGACAAAGAUGUGUUUGCCGUUCGUGAGGCUGUUAAGAUGGGAAUGGAGUUCUUUGCUGCUCAGUCCUUCUCCAAGAACUUUGGACUCUACAAUGAGCGGACUGGACAGCUGUGCUGUGUGCUCAAGACGCCCGAGGUUACCACGAUUGUGAAGAGUCAAUUAGUUGUCAUCUGUCGUCGGAUGUGGUCUAACCCGCCCAACCAUGGAGCUCGUAUUGUGGCCACAGCUCUCAAUAAUCCAUCACUCAAGCAGGAAUGGAUUGAGAACCUGACAACCAUGACUAGUCGCAUCCACUCAAUGAGGACAGAGCUCCACUCCGCCCUGAGGGCAAACGGUACCCCUGGCAACUGGGACCACAUCAUUAAACAGAUUGGCAUGUUCACUUUCACCGGAUUAACAAAUUCCCAAGUUGAGCAUCUGACUAACAAGUACCACAUCUACUUGCUGAAGAACGGGCGUAUUAACAUGUGUGGACUAAACCCCAGUAAUAUUGAGUAUGUGGCUAAAGCUCUCAAGGACGCUGUUACUGCCUGCCCCGAGAGUUGCUGAUAAACUAUAUAAACUGAACUUUUGCAACACUUAUUAGAAUAGAAUAGCAGUGGUCAGGUCACUCUUAUUUAUUGUACCGUCGUUCCACCCUCAAACUAUUUAUAUUGUUGUGUGCAUAGGUAGUGCAUUGUAUUGAUGUUGACUAUAAGUGCUAUGUAUGUGUGCGGUGUGUCACUGAAACCACAACCAGAUUGAACUGUGAAA
Halichondria panicea is the source of this 1646-nucleotide messenger RNA. RefSeq names its product aspartate aminotransferase, cytoplasmic-like. The coding region runs from base 138 to 1442 and encodes 434 amino acids. Gene Ontology annotation, biological process: L-aspartate biosynthetic process. NCBI's taxonomy places the organism in Eukaryota, Metazoa, Porifera, Demospongiae, Suberitida, Halichondriidae. Gene Ontology annotation, molecular function: L-aspartate:2-oxoglutarate transaminase activity; pyridoxal phosphate binding. The record is from RefSeq and is a predicted model, not a curated record. Gene Ontology annotation, cellular component: cytosol. The transcript has 9 exons.